AUGGCGAAAAUUUCCCGCAAGGAGAGGUUUUACAGUAGCAUUGGAAUGCUUCUUCAUGUGCUGUUUGUGGCUGGUCCUUUGGAUUUUUGGUACUGGAUUCGGGCCAGCCUGAAGUCCGUAAACGGACGUACCAUUGUUAUCACGGGUGGUGCAUCUGGUAUUGGUAAACGAUUAGCUGAAUUAUUCGCCAUACGUUUGGGUGCUAAAGUUGCUAUUUUGGAUAUCAACCAACAUGGUGCGCAGGAGACAGUGGACAAUAUUGUUGAAAGUGGUGGGAUUGCACAGUGCUGGAAAUGUGACAUAAGCCAGAUGGAGGAGGUGAACGAAUGCGCACGACAAAUUAAUGUCGCAUUUGGAAAUGUUGAUAUCAUAAUCUGUAAUGCAGCAAUUUUGUAUAUCGGAGGAAUGCUGGAUUUGACGACAUCUCAACUCCAAAAAUCGCUCGAUGUCAAUGUAAUAGGAACGAUCAACACAAUUCGUGCAUUUCUUCGCUCGAUGGAACAACGAAAUGAGGGACAAAUAGUUGCAAUUUCGUCAAUUGCUGGUUUUUGCGGUGAAACGAACGGUAUUGCAUAUUGCAGUACGAAAUUUGCGGUAAGAGGUGUAAUGCAAUGUUUGGAAAUGGAAAUGAAGGACAAAGGCCUGAACGGUAUACGAUGCACAACGGUAUGUCCGUAUUUCACACGAACACCGAUGAUUCUAAAUUUACGAAUGAGGCCCACAUCUAUAUGGCUGCCAUUCAUGUCCGUUGAUCGUUGUGCAUGCGAAAUUGCAGAUGCCAUUCUGAUGGAGAAAAACAUCGCAUUCGUGCCACAUUAUGUUAGUAUCAUUGCACAGUUGAAAGGCCUACUAUCAAAACGUGUGGAAGAUGCCUGUCGAGAAUACUUAAAUUGUCGCUAUGAGCUGCUGAAGGAUGAAGAAAUAGAAAAGAAGGAAAUAACAAUUGCCAAGAAGACGGAUUACUUUAAAGAGCUGGACGUUGGCAAGAAAUAUAUGUUGCUUACCACUUAUCUCGUAUUAAUGACCGGUUAUCUGAUGAUGCAAGGUGCCUUACAAAACGUGCUGCAAUCAUUAUUACUCUUCAUCACUUCAUCGAAUCUCGUCCUGGCAAUUUGUGCAUUGCAUAUGACAUGGUAUGAUCCACAUUGGUUUGGUCAAUUUGGUAUACCAGGAAAAUUUCUGGAACUUCUAGGCGCACGUUUUCCCUCAAUUUUCAUAGCAACCAAUGUGUUCGCACUGAUAGUGCAUUGUGGGGAAUCUCUCUAUUCUCUGAAAUUGUGCGGUCUGCUGCACAUGUCACGAAAUAAUACGCUGAAAUGGAUGUUGCAAACAUUUAUUCUUGGCUAUCCAUCACUACAAAUACUCCUCAAUCGGAAUAUAGCGUGUCGGGAUCGAUGA
Messenger RNA from Cercopithifilaria johnstoni, 1398 nucleotides. NCBI's taxonomy places the organism in Eukaryota, Metazoa, Nematoda, Chromadorea, Rhabditida, Onchocercidae. The record is from the annotation of a GenBank genome assembly.